AUGGCUAUGCCCUUCUCACAAUUCUUCAGAGAGCAGUGGCAGGAGCUCCCGAUAAUUCCACCCAAAGAAACCUGUUCAGGUGCUACGCACAUCAUCACGGGCGCCAACACGAGGUUGGGCCUGGAGGCGGCCCGGCAACUGACUGCUAUCGGCGCUUCAAGAGUUUCCACGGGCAUUCAUGGCGUCGUUGAGGUACGGCCACCGGACCUCAACAUACACGACUCCGUAAAGGCCUCUGCCAAACAGGCGACUGACCGGUUAGAUCGCAUUGAUGCGCUGAUCGAGAAUGCCGGUGCUGCGUACGACCGAUACACUCUAGCUGAAGACCACGAAGCGAGUGCCACCAUUAAUGUCUUGAGCACAUUUCUCUUGGCGGUACUUCUCCUUCCCAAGCUCAAAGAGAGUGCAAAGCGCUUUCUAUCCUACCACAUCUUGUCAUCGUCGCCAGCAGGGCCGGCCGGCUAG
Neoarthrinium moseri is the source of this 465-nucleotide messenger RNA. RefSeq lists its product as uncharacterized. NCBI's taxonomy places the organism in Eukaryota, Fungi, Ascomycota, Sordariomycetes, Amphisphaeriales, Apiosporaceae. The record is from RefSeq and is a predicted model, not a curated record. Bases 1 to 465 code for a protein of 154 amino acids. The transcript has 2 exons.